This is a messenger RNA of Symbiodinium natans, 1971 nucleotides long. The record is from the annotation of a GenBank genome assembly. Lineage: Eukaryota; Dinophyceae; Suessiales; Symbiodiniaceae.
AUGGCCGUGCUGAAGAUCAAGGCUGCUGAUGGCCAAUUCUUCCGCUUUCGUGUUGCGCGGUGCACCAUGGAGGAAGUCAUGGAGAAGCUGGACACCCUUGGCAGGAGCGGGAAGAUUUCGGUGGUCUUGCCAGAUGGCUCCCAAAGGCCUCUUUCCGACGCCGCCCUCCAAGCUGCAGUAAACUCUGCAGGAGCAGAGGCCGUUGUCAGGCUGGUCUGUGAUGAAGAGACUGCCAACGGAAGUCCAGUAGCGUCCGAGUCUGUAGAGAGCAUGGAGUUUGGCUCGGCUACAGCGAGUACAGCAGAGCAACUUGACGUGCUUCAGCCUGCCCUUCCUGCGGCUCACGAACCGCAGCUUCUGAAUGCCCAUGGCGGGCAUGAAGCACGGCAGUUCCAGAACCAGAUAGCAGAGCAUUUGCAUCAGCACCAGCAGGCAAUGCUCGAGCAUGCUUCCCAGCAGCGUCAAGCUGUCCAGCAGCACAUGUACCACCAGCAACAGGCUGUCCGGGAGCAGAUUGCUCAGCGGCAGCAAGCUAUCCAGCAUCACGUAUACCAGCAGCAGCAGGCCAUUCGGGAGCAUGUCUUUCAGCAUCAACAAGCUGUCCAGCAACACGUACAGCAGACGGCAGCGGGUUUACGACAGCUUCACCCUUUAUUGCAGAACCUGCCACAACAGCUGCACGAAAUGCACCAACAUGCACAGAACCACUGGCAGCAGCUCCAUCGAAACAUCUUCGCACCGCCUCAGCGACCGGGCAAUGAUCACCUGGACGCGCCAAUUCAAGCGACGGCCCCGCCCCCUCAUUGGGCGGAUGCAAUGGAUAGUCCUGCAGAGGGGCCUGGCAUGCACACGGACUCCCUGCAUCUUGAUGGGCAACGUCGGCAUUUGACCCGCUGGAUGCUCACGGGCUCCAUCCACCUGAACAACAGCGACCUCAUCCUUGAGGACAGUAUGGUGACAGGAAGCUUGCAUCUUCGAGGGCAUUCACGUGUGCUUCUAAGACGUGGAAUGCUUACUGGGAGUGUGAUGCGCAGCGCAGAGUCAUCCUUUGAGAACCACCAUGGCAUGCUGACUGGGCAGGACAAGUCAGCAAGCUUGUUUGUGUGUUGCAUCUGCAAGUUAAGUCAGCUCCUGGCUCACAAGCUGAUCAGUGGUAUCUGGAAGCCUCUACCGAAAGAUAUCUUCAAGUCCAGAUGGAAGCGCUUCUACAAGCGGAGCUGGAGGACGCGAACCGGCGGGAAUUCCAUCGACAGAAGGCCACCGCACAUCCAGGCUCACUACGUGGAGGACGUGCCGUCCCCGUGGAAAUUCCAUGUGUAUCCCAAGGAAACUGGCGAGACACAGACCCCGAUCCAUAAUGCGGCCUUCACGAAGUACCGAUUAGCCAUACAAAGAUACUUGGCGCCCGCCCGAGACUGCGCCGAAGGAACUGCAAGCGAUGUGAUCCUUCGCUGCCUGGAUGCAGGUCGCAGGGGCUCUGCCUCCUUGUCCGGCUUAGGGAAACUGGAGGCUGCUUGGGGCCCGGAAUUCACGGAGACCUCCGUGGCGGCUCCGCCCCACAUAUACGCCGAAGUGCUUAAACACUGCGUUCCACAAAGACCCGAGCAAGUGCUCGCACGGCAGACCCAGUUCUUCAAGGUCAGAAGGUUGAUGCACUUAGUGGAAGAGCAGGACAUCGUCUGGGACAAGGGCCAGCGUGUUGCGACCAGAGUUGCUACCAGAAGUGGUAUGACGAAAGAAGACAAGCGCGGCAAUUUUCCUUAUAUCGAUGAGAAGGCUGGUCUGUUGGACGAGCUGGAGUUGGCAUCAAUCCUCAGGGUCAACCACAAAACCAACAGCCGCCGGCAUCCCAAAUGGAAGGAGAUCCAGUUCUGGUUUAAGAAGUGGCAUCGCGUGUACCUGCGGAAGAGGGCUGUGAAGAUCGCCGAAGCCAAAGCUCGCAUGGGUGUGCUCAAGCAGGUCAUUGGCUAG